GGAGGGAGCGCGAGGCCGCGCCCGCCUCCGCCUCCCGCGUCUGGCGCGUCGGUCGGGCCCGGCCCGGCCCCGGCGCCUCAUUGUGCUUCGCCUCACGCCGGCCCAAGAUGGCGGCGGCACCGGAGAGCCCCGCGAGCCGCUAACGACAAUAGAAGGAGGCUGAGGGGAACGGGCGCCCCCACCGGCACCGGCUGCCCCUCCCCGCCUCUCCCGCCUCGCCCUCCCCCCCCCACGCUGCCGCCGCACCUCGCACACGCCCCCCGGCCGGGCCCGGCCGCCACACCCCACCCCGGCCGGCCCCUCUAGCAUGGUGCGGGGCCGCCGCCGCCGCCUCCUCCUCCGGCUGCCGACAUGGGCGAAAGGCUGGAGCUCCGGCUGAAGUCGCCCGUGGGAGCUGAGCCCGCCGUCUACCCCUGGCCGCUGCCCGUCUACGACAAACACCAUGAUGCUGCUCACGAAAUUAUCGAGACAAUUCGGUGGGUCUGUGAAGAAAUCCCAGAUCUCAAGCUUGCUAUGGAAAACUAUGUUUUAAUUGACUAUGAUACAAAAAGCUUUGAAAGCAUGCAGAGGCUUUGUGACAAGUACAACCGAGCCAUUGAUAGCAUUCAUCAGUUGUGGAAGGGAACCACCCAGCCGAUGAAACUGAACACUCGUCCCUCCAACGGGCUUCUCCGGCACGUCCUGCAGCAAGUGUAUAACCACUCGGUGACCGAUCCAGAGAAACUUAACAACUAUGAGCCCUUUUCCCCAGAGGUUUAUGGAGAAACUUCCUUUGACUUAGUGGCGCAAAUGAUAGAUGAAAUUAAAAUGACAGAGGAUGAUUUGUUUGUUGACUUGGGCAGUGGUGUGGGUCAGGUGGUGCUUCAAGUGGCUGCAGCCACAAACUGCAAACAUCACUAUGGUGUGGAAAAAGCUGAUAUUCCAGCCAAAUAUGCUGAGACAAUGGACAGAGAGUUCAGGAAGUGGAUGAAAUGGUAUGGGAAAAAACAUGCAGAAUACACACUGGAAAGAGGUGACUUCCUCUCAGAAGAAUGGAGAGAGAGAAUUGCAAACACAAGUGUUAUUUUUGUGAAUAAUUUUGCCUUUGGUCCUGAGGUGGAUCACCAACUGAAGGAGCGAUUUGCGAACAUGAAGGAAGGUGGGAGAAUUGUGUCCUCAAAACCUUUUGCACCUCUGAAUUUUAGAAUUAACAGUCGAAACUUGAGUGAUAUUGGCACUAUAAUGAGAGUUGUGGAGCUAUCACCACUGAAAGGGUCUGUGUCAUGGACCGGGAAACCAGUUUCUUACUACCUGCAUACUAUUGACCGAACCAUACUUGAAAACUAUUUUUCUAGUCUCAAAAAUCCAAAACUCAGGGAGGAACAAGAGGCAGCUAGACGUCGUCAACAAAGAGAAAAUAAGAGCAACACAACUACUCCAACGAAGGUUCAAGAAAACAAGGAUUCUGGUGCUGAUGAAGAAAAGGCUGGGGCAAAUUCUGUUAAAAAGCCAUCUCCCUCCAAAGCACAGAAGAAAAAGCUAAGUAAAAAAGGAAGGAAAAUGGCAGGCAGGAAACGAGGACGUCCCAAGAAAAUGAACACUGCAAAUACAGAGCGCAAGACCAAGAAGAACCAAACUGCACUAGAACUUCUGCAUGCUCAAACUGUUUCACAGACAUCUUCAUCCUCUCCUCAGGAUGCAUACAAGUCACCUCAUAGUCCAUACUACCAACUACCUCCUAAAGUGCAACGGCAUUCAUCUAACCAGCUACUGGUGACACCUACCCCACCUGCACUACAGAAGCUGCUAGACUCGUUUAAGAUCCAGUACAUGCAGUUCAUGGCAUAUAUGAAAACUCCUCAGUAUAAAGCAAGUCUGCAACAGUUACUGGAGCAGGAAAAGGAAAAGAAUGCUCAGCUACUGGGGACAGCACAGCAGUUAUUUACCCACUGCCAGGCACAGAAAGAGGAAAUCAAACGUCUUUUUCAGCAGAAACUUGAUGAGUUGGGAGUUAAAGCUCUGACAUACAAUGACCUGAUUCAGGCUCAGAAGGAAAUCUCUGCUCACAAUCAGCAACUGAAAGAACAGACAAAACAGCUGGAGAAGGAUAACAGCGAACUCAGGAACCAGAGCUUACAGCUGCUUAAGGCACGGUGUGAAGAACUGAAGCUGGAUUGGUCAACAUUGUCACUGGAGAACUUGCUGAAAGAGAAGCAGGCGUUGAAGAAUCAGAUUUCUGAGAAACAAAAGCACUGUUUGGAAUUGCAGAUCAGCAUUGUGGAACUUGAGAAAAGUCAAAGACAGCAAGAGCUCAUGCAGCUGAAAUCGUACACACCAUCUGAUGAGUCACUGUCAGUACAGCUACGCAAUAAAACCCAUUUGAGCCGUGAUCCUGAGGCUGAUCACAGCAAGUUCCAGCUGGAGCUUGAAUGCUCUAAGUUUCCUAUGCCCCAUAUCAAUGGCAUGAGCCCUGAACUGUCCAUGAACGGCCAUGCUACUCCCUAUGAAAUUCAUAACACUUUUAGCAGGCCCUCUUCCAAGCAGAACACCCCUCAGUACACGACCUCUCACCUGGACCAAGAAAUAGUCCCGUGUACCCCCAAUCACAGCAGCAGACAGAGGACAGACAAGAUGACAAGCUUGUCCUUACCUGAUUAUACCAGGUUUUCCCCAGCUAAAAUAGCACUGAGGAGACACUUGAAUCAAGACCAUGCAGUCAAUGGAAAAGCAACAAUUAAUGAGAUACAGAGAGCUGACCAUGUCAAAGAGAAUGGCCUUACAUAUCCAAGCCCUGGUAUUUCAAACAGCAUAAAGCUGAGUCCUCAGGAAACUCGGCCCUCUUCCCCAGCGGCCUUACCAGGUGCAGGCGAGAAGGUUUUGAGAGAGAGAACCUCUGUGAGUAAUGGAGAAACUAUCACCAGCCUACCUAUCAGUAUUCCUCUCAGCACAGUGCAGCCCAAUAAACUCCCUGUUAGUAUCCCUCUGGCCAGCGUAGUCCUACCUAGCCGUGUUGAGAAGGUGAGAAGCACACCUAGCCCAGUUCAUCAGAGUAGAGACUCAUCGACGCUUGAAAAGCAGAUUGGUGCUAGUUCUCAUAAUGGUGUAAGCAAUGCUGCUGGAAACAAGCCACUGGCUUUGGCUACCUCAGGUUUUUCUUACUCUUCUGGCUCCGUGGCAGUCAAUGGAAAUCUUACAAACAGCCCAGCCCAUCUUAACCAUAGUGUUGAUCAGGCAGCUCUGGACGACUCUGGGAGUCUGUUUAACACAGUAGGGUCUCGGAGUUCCACUCCACAACAUCCUUUGCUAAUGAUGCAGUCAAGGAACUCUGGGCAAAACUCCCCUGCUCACCAGCACUCAACAAGCCCCAGGUUAAAUGGCACCUCCCAGAGCCUGGUAGGGGUUUUGCAAUAUGCAGAUGCUCAGAAGAUGUUUGCCGAAGGAACAAAGGGGGAUCUUCAGUCUGAUGCAGCGUUUUCAGAUCCUGAGAACGAGGCCAAGAGAAGAAUCAUCUUUACAAUCUCUCCUAAUACAGGACAUGUAAAACAAUCCCCUUCCAACAAGCACAGUCCUCUGCCCGCAAGCGCUCGGCUGGACUGUGGCCAAGCACACACGCAGGAUGGGAAGAAGCGAGGCCGGAGGAAGAGAUCCUCUACUUGGAAUCUCAGCGGGAACUCCGGGGUCUCCCCUAAACGCAAAUCCUUACCUACUGUGUCUGGACUCUUUAUGCAACCGUCGGGUUCACCACUCAAUAUCAACUCCAUGGUCAAUAACAUUAACCAGCCAUUAGAAAUAACAGCCAUUUCCUCUCCUGAAAACUCCCUGAAGAACUCUCCUGUUCCUUACCAGGACAAUGACCAGCCCCCUGUACUGAAAAAGGAAAAGCCCAUCAUUCAGACCAACGGCGUUCAUUACUCUCCUCUGACAUCAGAUGAAGAGCAGGGAUCUGAAGAUGAGCACAAUAGAAGCAGAAUUGAAAGGAAAAUUGCAACGAUAUCAUUGGAAAGCAAAUCUCCACAGAAGACUGUUGAAAAUGGUGGCAGCUUAUCUGGGAGGAAACAAGCACAAAGCAACGAGAACAUGAAUAGCAGUAAAUGGAAAUCUACUUUUUCACCAAUAUCUGACAUCAACCUGGCCAAAACUACAGAUAGUCCCUUGCAGUCGGUUUCAUCUCUGAGCCAGAAUUCGCUGUUUGCCUUCAAGCCGUCCUCUGAGGAUAGCCUUGCCAUUGACACCAAGAUCACAGCACACACAAGGAAAAGCAUUGCCAUGCCCUCGUCUGGGGCAGACGGGCUUAGCCCUAGUACAAACUCCACUAACGGAUUCACAUACAAUGGUGGACUGUCAGCUGACAUCAGUUUACACAGCUUUAUCGAUGGUGCUUCUCUUCCGCAUAAGGCUUCAGACAUGACGACUUCCAGCUGCUCCCUGGGUUUCCAGUCGCAGCGAAGCAAAGAUGUGGGGGUAUCGGAAACGAAUCCUUUUUUGAACAAGAGGCAACUCGAAGGCCUCAGCGGCAUGAAAGGAGAAGAUUUGAAUCGAUCAGGAGUCAAAGGCAAAGAGAUCAGUGAAAUAAGUAUUCGUACUGGGGGUUCUUCAGAAAAAAACUCUUUGCAGCAUAACGGAAAGUUUGGCAAAGGAAGGGACCGAGAUGUGGAGUUUAAAAAUGGCCACAACCUUUUCAUUUCUGCUGCUGUUUCAUCUGGUGGCCUUCUGAAUGGUAAAAGCCUUUCUACUGCUGUUUCUUCAGCAGGCAACCCAGCAUCUUCUGUUCAGACACACCAUCCUUUCCUAAACACUUUGACCACUGGAUCGCAGUUCCCCCUCGGCCCCAUGGCCUUGCAAGCCAACCUCAACUCGGUGACAAAUUCCUCAGUAUUGCAGUCCUUAUUUAAUUCAAUGCCAGCUGCUGCCAGUCUGGUCCACGUGUCAUCAGGUGCAACCAGACUGACUAACUCUCACACUAUGGGGAACUUCUCUCCUGGGGUUACAGGUGGAACAGUUGGAGGUAUUUUUAACCAUGUGGUGCCUUCUGCCUCCUCUCCUCAUCAAUUUGGAGCCAGUUUCAGCAGCAGUGCUGUCUCUAGCAGCACAGUGCUAAGCUUAAACCCUCUGCAGGCUGUUGCCAGCACCUCAUCCUCAUCCUUCCCACCCCCUUCCUCUAAUUUAGUAACAUCUAGUGAGACUAGAUCUGCUCAGCACCUCAACAGAGCGCCAGUGCAAUCUGUUUUCCAUUCCCCUCCGCCCCCUCCUAAUGUUUCAUUGCCCCCACCUCCUCCAUUACUUGCUUCUAACUCCGAGCCUGUGCUUCUGCAGAACCUGCCAUCCAUCCCACCUAGUGAAGCUUUUUUGCCAUCCUCUUCUGCUGCUUCUGUCCAAUCUGCUAAUGCUUCUUUGUCUAUUAAGCUAGCUUCUCUCCAGCACAAAACCUCCCGCCCCUCCUUUACAGUCCAUCACCCACCUCUGCCCCGUUUGGCGCUGGCACAGUCCGCGCCCAUGAUCACGCAGUCCAACGCAGCUGGCACGUCCGCUAUGUGGGUUACACUUGGCAUGCAGUCUCCUUAUGCUUCGCACCUUUCUGGGGUUAAGCCACGAUAAAGAGCUUGCUUAGCUAACAGUUCUUAUUUUGUAAGGUAAGGCUAGAGAAAAAAGAAGAGGAGUUUUGUACAAGAUGUGGAAUGAUGCUUCUUCCUUUUCAGAGAUAGUUUGGGGAUGGGCUCUAUGAAACAGAGAAACCUCUAAAAUGUGGGAGGCAAAUAAUCUGAUUGCAGAGGAUGGAGAGUGUUAAUGCUCUCUGCUCCUGGGAGUAAAGAUUUCUCGACAAGGAGUGCUCACAAUGGUAACUCUGGUCUGUCUUAUCUGACAUUAGGAUUAUGUUCAGGUUAGGAUCACUUCAUGAAAAUGUUUGUCAAGAUCGGUAAUCAGGAAGAAAUGUCUAUUUUUUAAAUAUGGUUUUGUACUCUUACUGCAAGUGGCUGUCGCCUACUUUGAUUCCCCCUCCCCUCUUCUUGCCCUCUGACACAGACUGUUGCAUCUCUACAAGUCCACGUUCACAUAGCAUUAGGAUAUGUGAUGGUGCUGCUUUGUGACUGUAUGUGGCAAUGCAGUGGUCUUGUUUUUACUGUAGUCAAAACCAGCUGCUCUAAAUAAUCACGAAGUUAAAAAUCUCUAGGCUACAAGCUGCAGCUUUGCCUUGGAGAGCGAAUGCACUGGUCUUGCAUUGCAGUUAAUGUGCCCCCUGCAUCACUGGAAAACAACCACAGGUAGCAAAGAAGGGGUGUAAUUUAUCUGUGCACUGCAGCUUCAUUGGACUUGCCUGCUAGGGCUAACAGUUACCAUCAGAUGCUAUAUUUAUGCUCACUUGGCAAUCACUGGCUUACUGGGUAGACUGUGAAUGAGAACACAGUGAAUCUGCAGGGUUAACUGUGGUCCAUGCUUCAUAAAGGCUGGGGCUGUAGAAGAAAGGAGGGUUUCUGGAGACUGUAUGCAUUUUUACUGAAGCAAAUAUUUAAAUGUCUUUAGAGCAACUCCAGAAUAAAGUGUACCACCACAGAGUUGGGUACUGUUGUUAAUGAAACUACUCUGUGGCAUCCUGAUGUAACAACUUGUGCUUGCAAAAUUAAAUCAGUAUGUUAGGCCCCAGAGCUUGCUCCAUGCUUUUCUUGUAGGUCCUUGAUGUUGUUGCUGUUCGCUGAUACCAAAGCUACGUACAAUAUAUGGUUGAAUACUCUUUGCCGCUUAUAAAACAUAUGACUCAAUUACAAUAUACCUGAGAGAUUCUUUUGACUGUGCAUUGUGUAUAGUGUCUUCAUCAUCAAGUUGCUCCACAGACAUGAACAAGUCCUCAUUAGGCUUUUGUGAGGCACAUAAGUAUUACCUCCGUCCUUCUAUACAAGAAAGCGAGGCUGAGGAAGGGUUUUGAGUAAUGCAGUCCCUGUGCGCCCACAGGGACAAAGUGUGACGUGGUUACAGAAUGGGCUUGAAAGACCCUGAAAUGAAAUAAGAUGGGCGAGGAGGGAUAGACCUGGGGUUUUGUAUACAUGAGCGACUCAAGCGAGAGCAGCAUGGAAGCCUUCUGCUGAAGCAGUUGCCUUACCUGGAACUGAGGUCAUAUUGCACUAGACUCCAAACCAUGGGAUGUGGUGGUGCCUGUCACAAAAAGGUUCUGAGCAAAAUAGGCAAGGCACAAAAGUGAUGUAUGGAGAAGGGUAGGUGGAUGGCAAAGCUGGACUGCAGAGCAAAGGAGCAGAAAUAACACCACCAGGAGAUGGUGUUUGACAGACAUACCAUAGCUGUGGUCCCGCUCCCUGUGACUCUUGAAUGCAGGUCAAAUAUUUGAGCAGUUCCAUUGGCUUCAGUGUGAAUACGUGUGCUCAGAGUCCUCAGUGAACCAAGGUUGAAAUCUGGAAUCGGGGGCUAAAGUAAACUGCUUUGCUUCUCAUAAUGUUUCUGCCCCAGAGUAAUAAAAAAUUAAAAGCAGAUUAGUGAGUGCUAGAAAAAGGUGAAGUACUAAGUGGGAAAACACUUUUUCCCCCCGACUUGAGGUCAGUCACAGGAUAAGAGUUCAGUAUGGUCACACUGUCAGAAAGCUUUAAAAACAGCAGUAGCCGUGACGGGCCGCGUGUCACUCUUGGAGGCAUCCUUUCUGUCUGAUUGAGGUUGGGUCAAGAGUUGCUCCUUCUUUGCUGGCUAACGAGGUCUUGGGGCAUUGUAGAAAUGAUUGAUACAUCUAACACACAGUAGAUUUUUAUCUUUUAUUUAGAUGAGUCUCUUCCUCUCCUCCUGUUGUGCAGGUAACUAGGAUUUCUACCUCAACCCAAUGUGACCUAUGCAAGGACAAUGUGGACCAACUUCACUCGGCUUCCACUGAAAGGUGCUCACCUGGCCUGUGCAGGGGUUUCUACUCUCUUACUACUGGACAAAAUAUAAACAUAAAAAGACCUAAACAACAGAGAAAAUAUUUACUGUGAAUCUGAGUAAAAAAGAAAAAAAAAAAGGCAAAAGAAAUGCUUAAAGCUCCAGUUUGUAUUGUUGAUAGUUUAGAUAAAGUAUUUAUCUUUUUUAAAGUGAAAACAAUUUUGACUUAUUUUAUUCCACCUAGAAUCAUAAAUACAACUUAUUAUUAAAUUAUCUGAAUAAUAAAGGACUGGCACACCAGCAGAGAUGUAAAGAGCUUCCUCGGUGCUAUUUCAUCCGUCAGAACUGUGCCUCUAGUUUGAAUCCUUGGUGCUGAAUUUGGAGGGUUGACCAAUGCCAAACCCACUUCUCAGAAAGGCCUGCAGUUUAUUUAUUCCAGUUACUCUGUUCAUAUACCAAAAAUCUGCUUGGUUUGCAGCAGUGUGAGCUACGGAGAACGGCAGCCUUUAGUGUUUUAAUUUGAACUGAGCCAGGCGCUCUGGUAACUGGGUGGUUUUUAAUUGUGUUAAUUACAAACAAGAUCUCAGUACUCCCCUCUGGAGUGGCAGCUAGAGUGCCUGGGGUCGCCCAGGCAAGCUCAGCCAAUGCAGGCACAGUUUGAACAGAAGAAAUUCAAGUCCUGCCCCGUUGUAACUACUGCACUGGGCCAUUUGCAGUUGCUGGUGGCACUCAAGUCACUGUGAAUUUUGGUAGCUAGUCUGGUAACUUGUUUGGGACGUCAUUGGCAUAUGAACAGGGUGCAUAAUCACUGGUAUUGGUCAGGCCCUUGUUACCAACGUUGGGAAGACUGAACGUAGUGCUUCUGUACUGGUGCAGGUAGCAGAUUUUCUCAGCUUGUUGUUUUUGUUCAAAGUACAAUGUAUUUUGUUAGUAGGGUUUUGAUACUUGAUUCAGAGAUGGCUUAGCUGUGUACAUUUAUUGGCGAAGUGCAUUUUGCUUUUGUAUUUCUUUGCUUUAAGUAGGUCUAAAUGGUAGUUCACAAAAACACCACAAUCUAGCUUACCGUGCUGUCACACUAUCAAACUGGUGCAGUUAAUUGUAUUGUGACUUGGUGUUCUGUGUACAGAAAGUGCCGCUCGGAGCGGCGGCUGUAUUUUAUAGAGAUGUGAUGAAAAAUUAUAAAUGUCAUAUACUUUAUUUCAUUUAUUUUUAGAUUGUACAAUGCACAGUAAACUUGUUAAAACUUAUUUAUUCAAAUGCACAAAGUGAGGAGAAGGAUGAUCUAUUAAGUAGAAAUCACGCUGGUCUGUAGUUCAGAUGGAACCAAGCACCAAUAAAGGAAACAACAGUAAAAGAGGGGGAAUUGCAACAGCAAAAUGACUAGAAGAAAAGCACAUUUAGGCUUUGGGAAACACCUGCCUGCUAGCCCCGGUGCUCUGAGGGGCAGCAUGGACUGCUCUGCGUCAGAGGCACUCACUGUCCUUAAAUCCCUCCUAGGUCGCUAGCACUCCCUAACGAGUCCCCCACCUCCAGCAAUCGGGCAUUCACCUUAGAUUUGAGCCCUGCUUUACCAGCCACCCAAUGGAGCGUCCCACGGUCACAAAAAGCUGGGCUGAACGCAUUAGCUGUUUAACUCCUGCCUCUGUUUUUUGAAGUAGGCAAGAUACUUCUGCCCUCGGGCGCACUCUCCUGCUGUCUCGAUCCAGGAGGAACAGUUGUGAGCGUCAUGCUGGCCAUGCUCAAGAGGGUGGUGGGGGAGCGGUGCCGUAACAGCUCCUACCCUCUACAGGCUUCAGUUAGGCCCUUUUCCCUGUACCUCAUCCCUGGCAAUCUUAGUAGAGAUUUAGGACAAAGUGCAGUUAUUUUGUUGAUUCUAAGUGUGUCUUCCAUAGGCAGCCUUUGUGCGCAGAAACUGUCGAUCUAACUUUGCCUUCUUAUUCACUGGAAAGGGAAGGGAUUGAUAGCCCUGGAAAUUAGGGACGUUUUGGAACUGUUUUCUGCUGUGCAUGUGGGAGAGGACUUGACAGCGGUGCGCCCUGCUGAGUUAUUAACAGCAAGAUGAAAACCUGGAAAAAGGCAAAAAUGCUCAGAGGGUGAUAGCUGAGAAACAUCCAGUAGCUUCUAGUAGAAGCCGUACAGUUUAUGUCCUGGAAUCCAGGAAGACAAUGUAACCCAGACGUUUUGCAGCUGGGAGUUGGGCAGCUCCAGCUUCUUCCAAUCCUUGGGUAACUAGAAGUUGCAGAGCUGCCUUAGCAUCCUUCCCAGCAAACGGCAGAGUGCUCAGGUCUUUGAAGGCUUUAAAUUGGUAGGCUGUGCCUGAGCAAUUGCUGGAGGGGCAGCAGCCUUAAUUACAUCUCCCCCCUAUCAUUUAUAUCCCUGAUGAGAUAGAGACGAGGAAAUGCAAGUAGAAGCUUUUAAUCACUCUGCUUUUAUCAGAUCCUUUUCUGAAAAGGGACCAAGAUACGGUGCUCCUUGGGACUCUUGUGCCCCCCUUUAUCUCAAACUGCGGAAGGCAUCCAGCAAGAGAACUCGGCUACCAUCGCUUGUUCUGUAUGGGGAGGGUUUGCUUGUGCUCAUACCCGAGGCGCUCACAGGACACCAGCAAAGAUGCCUGUUUGGAGGAGAAACCGACUGAGAGCUCCCUUGAACCUGCUCUGCUGUCCAGUACAUGCUGGAGGCCCGUAUCGCCCAGCUGGCUCCUGGCACUCCUCCUCAGCUGAAGGGCAUGGCCAGAUCCGUGUUGCGGGAAUGACUUGCUUUGCCCCAAGGUUCACAGCAUUUCAGGAGUCGGUGUCUGGGGAGCAAGACAGAACUGUGAGGCAUGGUUUAGUGGUGGACUUGGCAGUGUUAGGUUUACAGUUGUACUCUUGCAUCUUAAGGGCCUUUUCCAACAUAAACAAUUUUAUGACCCUUCAGAGCAAAGGCCCUGGGUAAGGAGUCUGUCAUCUGCUCUCUGGUGGGUGUCAUGGAAAAGCAAAACCCCCUCUGUCCCUCAGUGUCACCUGUGGUAGCGGGUGCUUUGGUGAUCGGUAGCCAGCCAGUGUCUAUUGCAGGACUUGCUCACGAGCAGCUGUUGGAAAUCAGCAGCACAAGCCUGCUCGCUGUAGCUGAGCACAUGUGCACUAUCGAGAUGUUUUCAACUACCCAGGAUUUUGGAGUCUGUGACUCUCCAGCCGUCAUCCGGGAAGGCCAAAGGAAACCAGAUGCUGACCCAGGAAUAAACGCAUAGUUGGGACGUACUUGAAAGGGAUUCAGAUUGCCGGCCAACCUGCUGAGCAUCUGCUUCAGCCUCCUGGCAUCCGUUGGGACCGGGCCUUCACCUACCUCUGCAUCACCUCAGUGCUGUCAUUCCCAGUGACCCGAUGUUACCAUCUUGGCAGCCCACUCUGCAGGAGUCUGGAGCUGCUCUGCCCUUGCCAGUGUCUUCCACCCACACCUGGCACGGUUGGCACUUUCACCUUGCGAUGCAUUGCAUAAUUGCAGUGUGUUUCACUUGUGCGGCAGCUCUAAUCUAAAUCCUUGUACUAAUCCCCACCGAGAUGCGCUCCCAGGAAGGUGCCUGAUAAGCUAAUGCUUGCAGGGAGUAGUGUGAGAUGGGAAGCCAGGUGAGUGCAGGUUUUGCAUUGAUGUAGUAUUGCGUUAGCUGGGAGAUGUUGUUGCCAAGAGAUUUGUGUUGUCGUCUUCCCUGCUCCCUGAUCUUUUAUCGCUUUGUCAUAAUUUCAGGCAAGUUCAACUUGUUUCUCUGUCUGCAAAACAGGGAAAGCAUUUACCUUACUGCAGGGUUGCUGAAGGAAUAGGUUUGAGAUGUUGAGAUCUGAUCCAUAUGGCUACAAGAAUAAGACCCUCGUGACCCUACUGUAGGAACACCGUGCCAGAGGUCUGAAACCUGUUUUCAAUAAUUGGAGAUACUUUUGAGUAAUCAAAGCCAAACACCCAGUUCCAAAAAGGAAUUCCUUCUGCAUUACCACAUCCUGCCGGGUCCAGUCAUUUCAUGGCCGUCACACAUGUUCCUUCUCCUCCACACCGCUGCUGCCAGCGAGGGACUCAUCAGGAAGCUAAAAUACAUCUUGUAGCACAUAUGUUGCCAAAAAAAUUGGAACUUCCUGAGCAUUGUGCUGAGCAAAACCUGUGCCCUGCUGCUAAACGUCAGCCUUGAGGAACAAGCCUUGCGCACUCUUCCUUUUUUGGUGAUUUGCUACCUCUGGCUCGCGCUUGCUGGGUUCAGUCCAGAGACCCACCGUGCUGCGAGGCUGGGAGUGCUCCAGAAGCGCUAAACCUAAACUCACUGCUGCAGAGUAGUCAUUCUGCAACAACUCUUCCAUUAGCCAGGGGUGUCUGGAGCACCCAGCAAUCAGAUUUCUCUGCUUUUCAUGUAGCUGAGGGAGAAAGUAGGAAAACAUCGCUGGGGGACAUAGAAGCUUGGCUUGCUGAAACUGAGCUGGUGUGCAGGGUGGCUGUUCCUGCAUCGCCUCUUGGUGCAAAUGAGGCUGUUUCCUUUAGGAAGGUGUGGAUCGAUCUGGACAACCAUAAUAAUGGGAAGCACCUUCACCUCUCUUAGUUCAGGUCGUGGAUGCAGUGGGAGAGAGGUGAAGGGGAAGCUGUUCUUUGGGGCAGCUGCCAACAACAGGGAGCGCAGCGCAUUCAUGAUGUGCAUGACAUUUAGAGACAGAGCACCAUCUCCGACUGGUUUCUUCUAAUAGCAGGAACUCGUGUCUCCUUGGCCAAAUAUAGAAAUAUUUUCUUGUGCUUCCAUCUCAUGUCCUUCCUUCCUCAUGGUGAUAGCUGCUUUAUCUCUUAGCACAUGCUUUGUGCUCGCCCCGCUGUUUGCUGGGAUUUGGCUUGGCUCUGGGUGUGGGCUCAACCUGGGUUGUGAAGCCUGAAUUCUGCCUGUGCCAGGACUCACUGGUGGGAUGGGCAUGUGGGGAUGAAGGUCAGCUCGUAGGGUCUGAAUCUGUGACUGUGCCUACAGUUGCGGAAGUACCCCAGGCAGGAAGGUUGCAUCACUUGAUCAUGAAGGGAUCUCCUAGUCAUUGGUUUUGUGAAUCAAGAGCUUUCAAAUCCCCGGGACUCAACACACAGCCUGAAACUCACCCAACCGUUUGUCACACUUGGUUACUUCAUCUCAAGUCAAAGUGUUGAGUAGCUUUUUUUCUUUCUUUAGUCGAACUUAAUACCCGAGCAAGUAACUUCUUCAUUUGAAAUCUGCUGAGCAGAUGGGGUUCAGGCUUGAUAAGCUCUUCCAUUGCAUCUGAGUAAUGUUUUGGAGUGGAACAUCGCUUCAAUACUGCUUGGCCUUCGUAGCUGGUCGGGGUUGACUGUGUGGCUCAGUGCAGCAUGGGCAGGUGUGUGGCUGCCUGUGGGUACCUGCCUUCACUCUGCUGGGAACAAGAGUUUCCUUCUGAGGGGUGUGGGUGACACUUCUUCAUCCUCCUCCCUCGGGGGUUGGACUAGAUGACCUUUAAAGGUCCCUUCUGACCCAAACCAUUCUAUGACUCUGUACAGACUUAUCGGGGGUAGUUGCUUUGCCUCAGAAAAGAAAUGGGAGGGUGUGGGUGGGAAGGAGAUGGAUGUAAGCCAGAUCUGCCUCGCCUGCUUUUAUUGCAGUGCAGAUUCAUACCGAACGCAGGGGGGCUACAACAGUGUUUGCAGGUCGGGUGCUUCACACCACGGUGCACUUAUUCCCCAUGGUGAUGAGGUUCUGUCUCAUCCCAGUCUUCCCUGCAGGGGAGGCUGUGUCUUCCCAUACUGCUGGGCUUCCCCUUCCAGGAGAUGGUCUCUUGCUCUGGAGUAACAAGGCCACGGACAGGCAGCUUGGGGUUGCCUCCAGGGACCUGUGUGGUUUGAUUCUUGCUAGGAUUGUAUAUUUAGAAAGCAGCAUCUGCUCCCCCCACCCAUUUUUUUUCCACUUGGAAGAGAGUCCAAGCAGAAGACAGGCUGAGCGAUUGCAUGGCAAGAGAGAGCAUCAGUGGAUGCAGAGCUGGUAUCUGCAGCAGGGUAGGCUUGGCUCUUGUUCAGGUGAUUGUUUUUUUGCAGGACACAGAGUCACUGCGAGCAGUUUGAGGGCCAGCACAUGCUUUCAUCUCUUCUGAGUUUAUUCAGAGGGCCCACCGCUUUGUCACUCCUGUGGAUGUCAGCAGCCUUCGCACGAGGACCUGUGGGACCUGUGCCCUCACGAUGCUCCUGCAGCAGGGACUCAUUGGCGCAGCGCUGCUGCUGCAGGGUGGUUCUGCAGGCAGGGGAGGUUUGCGGGAUUAGGCCUUGAUGUUACAAACGGCUGCUCUGUCAGCCUGUGGUUGCCUGCCCUGCUCGAGGUUUUGCUGCAUUGCUGGAAGAGGAAACUUCCAGUGCUGGGAGCAUGUUUUCAAGCUGCUGAUCAGAGACUCCCCUCCUGCCUCAGACUUCCCCAUGGCCCUUCCUUCCCCAGCCGGGUCUGGAGUUGGUGCUAAUCACCUCCAAGCACUAAUAACAAACAAACACAUGCGUCCCCAGCCCGGGUUGCCAUCCCUUGCUGGAGCCGACUGGUGCCAAUCACAGGUGCUGCUCACAGAAGAGCCGUUCAUUAGGACUUGGUAAUUUUGCCCUAGUGCCGACAUAAGGCGGCUUUGGUUGAUCAAGUCCUAUGCAUAACUCACUGCUUUGUGUUGAAAUCAGUCCUUUUAAUACAGGGUAUGGAAACCUGAAGAUUACUGAGGUAUUUUUUUUCUUGGAGGGAGUUAUCCCAACUCACACAGGUGGCUGUCUUGAAAAAUUCUGCAUUUGUUGUUUUGCCAAAAGCAUAAAGAGGAUUAAGCAUUGGGAGCUCCAAAUGAUGAUUGCUUCAGUUAAGGGAUGGUCAUUGUACAGUGGACUGCAAACCCACAAUAAUGUAUUUUAAAAUCACAGUUUGGGGAGAAGAAACUAGACAGUGUUUUUGUGAACUAUCUUUACAGCACUGAGGAAAAAUCACAAGACUCGGAGUUUUGGGAAGCACAGAUGCAUAGUCGGUGUAAGAGUAUUUUAAGUUUUAUGGCUGUUAAAGGGCUGGGUUGGUUUUUUUUUUCUCCUUUUUUUGCUCCAACAUCUCCAUAGCUUGCAUAUCAAGUUUUCACUAAACGAUGGAUGACCAGUUUUAAAAAUGUUGUUGUGCCAUAUUUUAUUUAUCCUUAUGCAUUAUAAUUAUAUAAAUAUCUAGAGUGAAUAUUGCAGUAAAAGAUGCUAUAAUUGUGAACUUCAGGGUUUAAACCCGAGAUGCAAGAAUGGGAAAUACUUCUCCAGUAUAUUUGCUGUUUGUGACCCUCUUUCUGAAGAGGUUUCCUAAGUUUUCAUAGCCUAAAAACAAAAAUCACAUCUUUGCGAUGCUAACCCUGAAGUUCUCAAGUUUGUGAUCCUUUGGGUUUUUCAAGGGACAUCUGUUUGCUUUUCUGGUGCAGUCAAACCAUUCUUUAGCAAGGUCUUGUUGCUGGAGUUAAUGAGGAAGAGGUGGAAUGGGUUGAUCCAUCCUGCUUGGUUUUUUUAACCUAUUAAUCUUUUAAGCAAUUGAUCUCAAAUUAUAAAACAACGGUUUAGGACUCUGUUCUACUUAAACUUUUUAGGAGUGAGAGCCUGCCCUCGCUGAGUGGGGCUUUUGUGGAGAAAGCAGUAGAUUAUGAGGUUGCUGUUGCUCAGGAAUUGAUUAGUAAACUUUUAACUACUAAUAAAAAUCCAUUUUUCAAUGGAUUUUUUAAAAAAAACAUUUUCUUAGAACAAUGAUAUGGGAUGUUUCCUAGUGAAUAGGAAUUAGUUUAUAUAAUUUAGCCUAUUAAAUGGAAUUAUUUAAAAUUCAAACUUCCCCUAAUUUAUCUUUUUUUUUUGUUGGGUUCUUUUUUAUACUGGUAAGUUGUCCUGUCAUUCCUUUCAUUCUUCCAUAGAAGUAGCGUGAAUUCUUCUGGUGUGUAUAUAUGUAUGUAUAAUAUAUAUAUUUCCACCCUGCCUUUCUAAUUCUCCGCAAUGUAAGAGUUAGUUUUUUCUCCCCUCCCUCCACUUAAUUUCUUGUGUCUUUACCUUGAUUUGUAAUUGAAACAAUGCUUUGAAGUUUUGCCUUUAUAUUAAAGUGUAUGUAUUUUAAUAUAC
Messenger RNA from Phalacrocorax carbo (great cormorant), 15921 nucleotides. Lineage: Eukaryota; Metazoa; Chordata; Aves; Suliformes; Phalacrocoracidae. The record is from RefSeq and is a predicted model, not a curated record.